This is a messenger RNA of Micropterus salmoides (largemouth bass), 2023 nucleotides long. RefSeq names its product gastrula zinc finger protein XlCGF57.1-like. Gene Ontology annotation, molecular function: RNA polymerase II cis-regulatory region sequence-specific DNA binding; DNA-binding transcription factor activity, RNA polymerase II-specific. Gene Ontology annotation, biological process: regulation of transcription by RNA polymerase II. The transcript has 3 exons. Lineage: Eukaryota; Metazoa; Chordata; Actinopteri; Centrarchiformes; Centrarchidae. The record is from RefSeq and is a predicted model, not a curated record. Gene Ontology annotation, cellular component: nucleus. Bases 68 to 1945 code for a protein of 625 amino acids.
AGCGUCGUCGACGCGGAACUCCGCUCCGUGUUUACGUCCCCGCUCUUUGUCCGCAGAAAGCAGUAAAAUGUGCGCCGUGCAGCUGCUGCGGGUGUCGGUCCACGAGCGGAUCAGCGCCGCCGCUGAAGACGUUCUGCUGCGGGUGGAAACGGGAGAAGAACCGGCGGAAGUCCCGGCGCUGAGAGCGCUGCUCACCGAGCGGCUCGCGGCGGCCGCGGAGGAGAUCGUCGGUGUGUUCGAGGAAACCGUGGCGGAGUACGAAGCCAGAGCUGAGCGGGCAGAGCGGGAGGUCUGCCGCCAGAGGAGGCUGCUGGAGGCCGUGCUGAAGCCCGAAGUCCGGCUGCACAGAGCAGAGUUUCUGCAGUCGAUGAAGCUGAACCACCCAGAGCUCCAGCCUCCAGAUGACCCUGCAGACCUGAACCAGACAGAAGCUGAGCGAGUCGACAGCGAUGCUUCCUGCCCGUCGACGCCUCGCUCCGCCUCACCCACCUACCACCCGCCUGACUCACUGAGUAACUCGGCCGUCCACAGCGAUAGUGCUUCAGACAGCGACUGGACCACAAAGAGUCAGGCUCUGAGGCCCCCGAGGAAAAAGAAGAGAGGGCGGCCGCCCCUCGCCAUCAGAACCACUAAGCGAAAGAGGUCGACUCCGGAGAGUCUCAACUGCUACGUGUGUGGACGCUCUCUGCAGGGCAAAGGCUACCUGCUCAAACACGUCCUGAAGUUCUGCGCCGAGGACCCGGACUGCCGCUGCGGCUUCUGCGGCGAGCGACAAGGCUCUGCUGCCGACCUGGCGGCUCACCUGCAAACGCACCAGGAGAAGAGUAAAACCUGCUCCUUCUGCGGGAAAAGCUUCCGGUCGAUCCUGGCGCAGGAGCUGCACGUGCGGCUGCACACCGGAGAGAAACCGUACAGCUGCGACGUGUGCGGCAAGAAGUUCAGCCAGAAGGGCAACCUGACGUCACACAUGAGCGUCCACGCCGCGGAGAAACCCUUCAAAUGUAAAGAGUGCAGCCGGGCCUUCUGUCACAUGACGUCUUUAGAGCGACACAUGCAGAAGCACAGCGGCGAGGAGGUGCACUGCUGCAGCGUCUGCGGUCAGGAGUUCAGGAAGCAGCACAGCCUGCGACGGCACAUGGCGACACAUCAGAAUGCCGACAAACCGAAGAGAUACCGUAGCUCUGCGCCGUCCUACCGCUGUAAAGUGUGCGGGGACGCCUUCGACAAGAGGACCUUGUUGGUGAAACAUGUCCAGACUCACCUGCAGGACCCGGACUGCCGCUGCGGGCUCUGCGGACACCAGUACGAGUCCGCCGCCAGCCUCGAUGCUCACCUGCAAUCCCACCGUGAGAUCGGCUACACCUGCCAUUUCUGCGGGAAGUCCUUCCCGGCUCACACGGCGCUGGAGAUGCACAUGAGGAUCCACACCGGUGAGAAACCUUACAUCUGCAGCUUCUGCGGGAAGUCCUUCAACCAGAGCGGCAACCUGAAGACGCACCUGAAGAUCCACACCGGUGAGAGGGCGUUCUCCUGCAGCCUCUGCGGGAAGGGCUUCACCCAGAGCAUCAACCUGAAGACGCACCUGAAGACGCACACCGGUGAGAGGGCGUUCUCCUGCAGCCUCUGCGGGAAGGGCUUCACCCAUAAACAAACUCUGGACACUCACGUCCGCUUCCACAACAAGGAGAGACGCUUCCUGUGCCAGGUGUGCGGGAAGGGCUUCAUGCAGAACGUGGACCUGAAGAGACACAUCCUGAUCCACACCGGAGACAAACCGUACAGCUGCAGGGUGUGCGGGAAGAGCUUCCAGGCCAGACGAUCGCUCAACGGACACCUCAAAGUCCACAACGCAGGGGGGUCAGGACCGGAGCUGGAUCAGACCUUAGAGCAGCAGAACAUGGACAGUACUGAUUUCUUAAAAUACUCCAACAGUAACAAGAGUUAAUGUGACCCGUUACUUACACCACUGAUUCUCAGUGACUAGUUUAAACUAGUAUUUCAAUAAAUCAGGUUGCACCAUUAA